GGAUCAUCUGCAUCUGGAAAGUCAUCAAUCGCUCAAACUUUUGUCAGCGAAGGCAAGGAAUUCCCUAGCAAUUACUGUAUGGUAACUGCAUAAUAAUAAACAUCCACGUCGGUUCCUAGUCAACUUCAGCAGAGCUUGUAGUAAAGAAUAUGAUUAUUCCUGAAAUAAAUGACACAGUGGAAAUAUAUAUUUAUACACUACCCGGGAAGGAUGUAUACAGUAAUUUAAUCAACAAAUAUGUCGAUCACAUAAAUAUGUUAAUGGUGGUUUUCGACGUCACGAAAAAAGAGAGCUUUUCCUCUGCUCAAUCAGCUCUCGCCAGAUUUCAUCCUGAUGCUCAUUGUCAUUCACGACCAAUCGUUCUAGUCGGAAACAAGAUGGACUUGGAAGCCAGGAGGGUAGUUUCGAGAGAAGAAGCUGAGAAGUUUGCGGAUUCGAUUGGUAUUCCUUACUACGAAACCUCCGCGAAAGAUGCUCUGGGUGUUGAAGCACCCUUUCUUCAUCUUGUCAAAGAGUACCACAACCUGUACAUUAGGAAAAUUGAAACUUUUCAAACCCUUGUUUAAUCGAUACGUUUUUCCGGUGCGUGAUUCCAG
Messenger RNA from Opisthorchis viverrini, 596 nucleotides. RefSeq lists its product as hypothetical. Gene Ontology annotation, molecular function: GTPase activity; GTP binding. Gene Ontology annotation, cellular component: endosome; Golgi apparatus. Bases 150 to 566 code for a protein of 138 amino acids. The transcript has 4 exons. NCBI's taxonomy places the organism in Eukaryota, Metazoa, Platyhelminthes, Trematoda, Opisthorchiida, Opisthorchiidae. The record is from RefSeq and is a predicted model, not a curated record.